This is a messenger RNA of Balaenoptera ricei (Rice's whale), 948 nucleotides long. RefSeq names its product SPC25 component of NDC80 kinetochore complex (gene SPC25). The record is from RefSeq and is a predicted model, not a curated record. The transcript is spliced from 7 exons. Gene Ontology annotation, cellular component: Ndc80 complex. Bases 180 to 860 code for a protein of 226 amino acids. NCBI's taxonomy places the organism in Eukaryota, Metazoa, Chordata, Mammalia, Artiodactyla, Balaenopteridae. Gene Ontology annotation, biological process: chromosome segregation.
GGUUUGAAAUAGGAAAGUUGGCGCGGCUGCGGGAUCCGGUUCUGGAGACCCGCUGUUGGCUGGUAUCGGUUCGUGUCUUUGUGGGGCAGGUGGUCGGGCUCAGGCCUGCCGGAGAAGGUGGUAAUUGAGCUGGGCUCCGAAACCCGCCUGUCGCGAUAGGGGAAACAUUGUCUUACAAAAUGGUAGAGGACGAACUGGCACUAUUUGAUAAAAGCAUAAAUGAAUUUUGGAAUAAAUUCAAAAGCACUGUCAGUGACACCUCCUGUCAGAUGGUGGGCCUAAGAGAUACCUACAAGGAUUCCAUUAAAGCAUUUGCAGAAAAGCUGUCUGUGAAAUUAAAGGAAGAAGAACGAAUGGUUGAGAUGUUUCUGGAAUAUCAAAAUCAGAUCUGCAGGCAGAAUAAGCUCAUUCAAGAAAAGAAAGAGAAUUUGUUGAAGUUGAUUGCUGAAGUAAAAGACAAAAAGCAGGAAUUGGACGCACUGACUGCAAAUAUCCAGGAUCUUAAGGAAGAAUACGCUAGGAAGAGGGAAACUAUUUCCACUGCUAACAAAGCUAAUGAAGAGAGGUUGAAAAGGCUACAGAAAUCUGCAGACCUGUAUACAGAUCGACUUGGACUAGAAAUUCGAAAAAUUUAUGGUGAUAAGUUGCAGUUUAUAUUCACUAACAUUGACCCUAAGCAUCCUGAGAGCCCAUUUAUGUUUUCCCUGAGCCUAAAUGAAGCAAGGGACUAUGAAGUGUCAGAUAGUGCUCCUCAUCUUGAGUGCCUAGCAGAAUUUCAGGAAAAUGUAAGGAAGACCAACAAUUUUUCGGCUUUUCUUGCCAAUGUUCGGAAAGCUUUUACUGCUAUUGUUUAUAAUUAAUGUAUAAAUAGUAUAGUAAAUAGUAAAAACCGUUAUCCCUAUUGUGUUUCUCUUUUUAAAAAAGGUCUCAUUAUUCGUUGUUUGUCUA